CAACUUUCCUGCGCAGCCUUGAGCUACUGUAGGAGAUCCAAGGGUGGAGCUGCUUAUCCGAUUAGGACUACCCGAGAUUCACUUGAUACCCACGUUGCCGGUAUUCGCGCGAACCGUAUGACCUGUGUCGUGAGAGACGCCGUCGAGGUGUGUCAGGCCCUCUCAAUUCGCUAUCUCUGGGCUGAUGCUUUGUAUAUCAUACAAAAAGACCACCAAGACUGGACACGCGAAUCCGAGAGAAUGGGUUAG
Molecule: messenger RNA, 249 nt
Organism: Macroventuria anomochaeta
Lineage: Eukaryota; Fungi; Ascomycota; Dothideomycetes; Pleosporales; Didymellaceae
Exons: 1
Source: RefSeq, a predicted model, not a curated record